GGCAAAGGGUUAAGUUUAAGAACAGGAGGGUGUGUGUGCCUUCACCUAGUUUGGAUCUCAAGGGAGGGUUCUGGCGUUCUCAUUCCAGCAUCGUUCUCAAGGACUGCAAACCAAAGAGGCACAUGCCAUGUAAGGAAGGACCAAUUUCAAGACCAGUUGAAUUUUCAGAGGCUGACUACCCACGAAUCGAAUACCAAAGGAAGCAACAACAAUUUUGGGACUCUGUACGACUUUCUCUCUUCACACUGGCAAUUGUAGCAAUCAUAGGAAUCACAAUUGGCAUUGUCACUCAUUUCGUUGUUGAAGAUGAUAAGUCAUUCUAUUACCUCGCCUCUUUUCAAGUCUCAAACAUCAAAUACAGAGAAAAUUAUGGAAUUAGAUCAUCAAGAGAGUUUAUAGAAAGAAGUCAUCAGAUUGAGAGAAUGAUGUCUAGGAUAUUUCGACGUUCUUCUGGGAUGGGUCGAUUUAUCAAGUCCCAUGUUAUCAAGAUAAGUCCAGAUGAAAAAGGCGUGAACAUUCUUGUGGUGCUCAUGUUUCGAUACCCGUCUACUGACAGUGUUGAGCGAAUCAAGAAAAAAAUUGAAAGGGCUUUCUAUCAAAGUCUGAAGAUCAAACAGUUGCCUCUGACUAUAAGCAAACCAUCAUUUAGCCUCACACCCAUCGACAGCAAAAAGAUGAGAAACCUUCUGAAUAGUCGGUGUGGAAUAAGAAUGUCAUCUUCAAAUAUGCCAUUACCAGCAUCCUCUACUACUGAACGAAUUGUCCAAGGAAGAGAAACAGCUAUGGAAGGAGAGUGGCCAUGGCAGGCUAGCCUACAGCUCAUAGGUGCUGGCCAUCAGUGUGGAGCUACGCUUAUCAGCAAUACGUGGCUGCUCACAGCAGCUCACUGCUUCUGGAAAAACAGAGACCCAAGCAAAUGGAUUGCUACGUUUGGUACAACUAUAACCCCACCUGCGGUGAAACGAAAUGUUGGGAGGAUUAUCAUCCAUGAAGAUUAUCACAGAGAAGGCAAUGAAAAUGACAUUGCACUAGCCCAGCUCACUACACGAGUAGAGUUUUCAAAUGUGGUUCAGAGAGUUUGCCUCCCAGAGUCAUCUAUGAAACUGCCACCGAAAACAAGUGUUUUUGUCACAGGGUUUGGGUCUAUUGUAGAUGAUGGGCCUACACAAAAUAAACUCCGGCAAGCCAGGGUGGAAACCAUAAGCACUGAUGUAUGUAACAGGAAGGAAGUGUACGAUGGCCUCAUAACUCCAGGGAUGCUGUGUGCUGGAUUCAUGGAAGGGAAAAUAGAUGCAUGUAAGGGUGAUUCUGGUGGACCUCUGGUUUAUGACAAUCGGGACAUCUGGUACAUUGUGGGUAUAGUAAGUUGGGGACAGUCAUGUGCUCUUCCAAACAAGCCUGGAGUCUACACAAGAGUGACUAAGUAUCGAGACUGGAUAACCUCCAAGACUGGCCUCUAAAGUGGACUGUUGGAAGUUACAGCCACAGCCCAUGGAGCAGGAUGCCUGCAGAUGAUACACCAUUACUUAGAGUCACCGGGGGUCGAAUGAGUGCUUCUGCCAGGUGUCAAGGAACUCCUAAGACCCAGACCAACUUGAUAUUGUGAGGUGGCUUUUGUGUACAUAAACUCUCUACCAAGAAGUAAGAAAACAUGCCAAAUGACAGGGAGCAUCGACGCCUCACUCACAAGGGUGACUCCUUAAUGU
This is a messenger RNA of Acomys russatus (golden spiny mouse), 1706 nucleotides long. Its product is annotated as transmembrane protease serine 11F. The record is from RefSeq and is a predicted model, not a curated record. Gene Ontology annotation, molecular function: serine-type endopeptidase activity. Bases 123 to 1460 code for a protein of 445 amino acids. The transcript has 10 exons. Gene Ontology annotation, cellular component: extracellular region; plasma membrane. NCBI's taxonomy places the organism in Eukaryota, Metazoa, Chordata, Mammalia, Rodentia, Muridae. Gene Ontology annotation, biological process: proteolysis.